Echinops telfairi (small Madagascar hedgehog) is the source of this 4549-nucleotide messenger RNA. RefSeq names its product F-box and leucine rich repeat protein 18 (gene FBXL18). Gene Ontology annotation, molecular function: protein binding. The record is from RefSeq and is a predicted model, not a curated record. The coding region runs from base 67 to 2205 and encodes 712 amino acids. The transcript is spliced from 5 exons. Gene Ontology annotation, biological process: SCF-dependent proteasomal ubiquitin-dependent protein catabolic process. NCBI's taxonomy places the organism in Eukaryota, Metazoa, Chordata, Mammalia, Afrosoricida, Tenrecidae. Gene Ontology annotation, cellular component: SCF ubiquitin ligase complex.
CUGGCCGGGCAGGCGGGUGGCCCCGGGGUUGCAGCUCUGGCGGCGGCUGCUCCGCCGGCCGGCGACAUGGCCAGCUCCGCAGAGGACAUGCCCAGUGAAGAGGACACGGGCACCUCGGCGGCAGGUGGCAUCCAUCUCCUGGACUUCUCCGACGAGAUCCUGCUGCACAUCCUGAGCCACGUGCCCAGCACUGACCUGGUGCUGAGUGUCCGGCGCACCUGCCGCAAGCUGGCCACUCUCUGCCUGGACAAGAGCCUCAUCCACACCGUGUUGCUGCAGAAGGACUACCAGGCCAGUGAGGACAAGGUGAAGCAGCUGGUGAAGGUGAUCGGCCGCGAGAUCCAACAGCUGAACAUGGCUGGCUGCUACUGGCUGUCGGGCACCACGGUGGAGCAGGUGGCCCGCUGCCGCAGCCUGGUGAAGGUGAACCUGUCGGGCUGCCACCUGACCUCGCUGCGCCUCUCCAAGGUGCUCUCGGCGCUGCAGCACCUGCGCUCGCUGGCCAUCGAUGUGAGCCCGGGCUUCGACGCCACCCAGCUGAGCAGCGAGUGCAAGGCCACCCUGAGCCGCGUGCGCGAGCUGCGGCAGACGCUGUUCACACCCUCGUACGGCGUGGUGCCCUGCUGUACUAGCCUGGAGAAGCUGCUGCUCUACUUCGAGAUCCUGGACCGCACGCGCGAGGGCGCCAUCCUCUCGGGCCAGCUGAUGGUGGGCCAGAGCAACGUGCCGCACUACCAGCACCUGCGCGUCUUCUACGCCCGCCUGGCGCCCGGCUACAUCAACCAGGAGGUGGUGCGCCUCUACCUGGCCGUGCUGAGCGACCGCACGCCCGAGAACCUGCACGCCUUCCUCAUCUCCGUGCCCGGCAGCUUUGCCGAGAGCGGGGCCACCAAGAACCUGCUGGACUCGAUGGCCCGCAGUGCCUGCCUGGACGCGCUGCAGCUGCCCAAGUCCUGGCUGAACGGCUCGGCGCUGCUGCAGCACCUGCGCUUCAGCAACCCGCUCUACUUCAGCUUCAGCCGCUGCGCCCUGUCCGGCAGCCACCUGGUCCAGCGGGUCAUCAACGGCGGCCGGGACCUGCGCAGCUUGGCUAGCCUGAACCUCAGCGGUUGCGUCCACUGCCUCUCGCCCGACGCCCUCUUCCGCAAGGCCGAGGACGACAUUGACAGCGGCAUCCUGGAAACCCUGGUGGGCGCCUGCUGCAACCUGCGCCACCUGAACCUGUCGGCUGCGCACCACCACAGCGCCGAGGGCCUGGGCCGCCACCUCUGCCAGCUGCUGGCCCGCCUGCGCCACCUCCGCUCGCUAGCCCUGCCCGUCUGUGCCGUCGCUGACUCCGCGCCACAGGCUGACCGUGCGCCUGCGCCGCCCGCCAUGCACGCAGUACAGCGUGGCUUCGGCAAGAAGGUGCGCCUGGGCGUGUCCUCAGGCCCCUUCACGGGUCAGUCGGUGCCCCCGCCCACCUCCGUCUUCUGGACGCUGCUGCGGAGCGUGCCCUUCCUGGAGCGCCUGGAGCUUAUUGGCUCCAACUUCUCCUCCGCCAUGCCGCGCAACGAGCCGGCCAUCCGCAACUCCCUGCCCCCCUGCAGCCGCGCACAGAGCGUCGGGGACGCUGAGGUGGCCGCCAUCGGCCAGCUGGCCUUCCUGAGGCACCUGACGCUGGCCCAGCUGCCCAGCAUCCUGACGGGCUCUGGGCUGCUCACCAUCGGCCUGCAGUGCCAGCAGUUGCAGUCGCUGUCGCUGGCCAACCUGGGCAUGAUGGGGAAGGUGGUGUACAUGCCCGCGCUCUUGGACAUGCUGCGGCACUGCAGGCGGCUCAGGGACCUCAGGUUGGAGCAGCCCUACUUCAGCGCCAACUCGCAGUUCUUCCAGGCGCUCAGCCAGUGCUCCCGCCUGCAGCGGCUCUGCCUGGUCUCGCGCAGCGGCACGCUGCAGCCCGACGCCCUGCUGGCCUUCAUGGGCCGCUGCCUGCACGUCAUCAUGUGCCACAUGUUCACAGGGGAGUCCCUCACCGCCUGCAAGAGCCUGCAGCAGACCCUGCUCCGGAGUUUCCAGGCAGAGCGGCCGGCGCUGAACGUGGUCAUCUUCCCACUGCUCCACGAGGGCCUGACCGAUGUCAUCCGCGACGUGCCCCUGGCCCACCUGGAUGAGGUCACCCUCUUCAAGAGCAGAGUAGCUGAGGAGCCGCCCGGCCUCUGGUGGUGAGGGGUCCGCCCGCGGACCGCCCCACUUACCCGCUGCACCACCACCCAGCUGGGAGAGAGGAACCCGCGGCCCACCAGACCCCAGAGCCCCACUUCAUCCCAGCAGGGAGGCUGUCCCUGCACACUGCUCCGCCCCGCCCCCGUAACUCCUGCUUCCCCACGGGGACCUGCGGCAUCUGUUUGGGCUGAGGUGGUGGGAGGGUUGGGUAGAGAUGCCUGUUGCCUCACUGGGUCCUUGCCCCCCACCCCAGGUUCCACAAGACCACCUGACCUUGUGGGGGAUUGGGGUGCAUGUGCACCCUUCCGGAGCCAUCCCCAUGUCCCCACCCAUUGGGCCCCCUGUGACAGGUGAGGCGCCCCCUCCUCCGGGGCAGGCUCAAGCUCUGGGUGCCCGCUAAGACCCUGUCCUUGGGGGUACAUGUGGCUCAGGCCACUUCCUUACAAGUCAUUCUUCAGAUGAAUAUGUGGCUGGCUCAGUGGGACCCUGGGACUUGGGGGCACCCUGGGCUUGGGGGGACCCAGAGCUGGGGCAGCCUGUGCACCUGUGAGUAGUUCCCAUUCCCUACCAGAGGGGCCACAUGAGAGAUUGGGGUGUUCUGCUUAGAGACCUGCUGGCUCCCUCAUGAGUGUAGGUGUGUGUGGGGAGGGAAUUCUGUCCAUGCACACACGUGGUCCAUGCACACACAUACACGUGUGCACUCUUGGCUUCAGUAGUGAUUAAAACCCGGGUCUGGGGAGCGGUUGGAUCCCCCCACUCCUCAUUCCACUACAUUUGGCAAGCUGCGGACAUGCAGUGUGCCAUUCCAGGGACCGGCCUGUGUCCGGCCCGACCGAGGCAGCACCUCACGCAGCCUUCCUGACUGCCUGGCUCCUACCCUGCCCCAUGGGGACUCUGGGGACCUGGCCCAGGGGACUGGCUAGUUCCAAUGGGUCUGGGGUGGAAAGCCUACCAGGCCAUGCCCCUUUGACUGCCACCACCAUCCGCUUCUCUGCGGGGAGCUGGCCUGAGCUGACCUCACAGGAAGGAGCUGGGCAUGCUGGUCUCCUGAGCAAAAGGUGCCUGCAGCUAAUGUGGCUGGGGUGGGAGUCCUGGACAGGAACUGUGGGGUUGGCGCCCCCACCUGAGUGUGAGCUGGCACCCCUGCUCUCCCGGUGGGAUGAAGGCCCCCUCUCGCCUCAUGGUGGGACCUACAGCCCCUUUUUUCACUGCGGGUGAGGUAGGCUUCCUCUCUUCUGAACUUGGGUCAUCCCCACCCUGCCAGAGGAAGUGCCUGCUGAGUCCUCCCUCCCUCCAGGGCCUGACACCAUCCAGGACACUGCCACCCCAGGUCCAUGGUGGAUGAGGGCAUGGGUGCUGGUCAUCUCUGUCAGCUCUUUCAAGUGGCAUCUGGAGACCGUGGUGGUGACAGCGGGGUUCAGGGUGGGGCUGGCCAGCUUGUCCUAGAUGGGGAGGAGGGCCAGGAGCAGAGCGGAGUGUCCUGCAGGCCCCAGACCUACGUGCCGGCCUCGUCCUCUGGGCCUUCUCCCAUGUCUCUUUCACCCUGGGCUUUCCGGCCCCCACCUUGCCCGCCUUCCCCAGGGGAUGACCGGGAAGGUAGCGGUGUCUGCUCUUCAUGCAGCGCCUGGUGGCCAGUCCCCGGGAGUGUCCUGACCAGCAGUGUGGGGUAUGCUGACAAGCCAGGGCAGGGGGCUGGGCUGCAGCCCCCCCAGGGCCAGGCUCACACACUUCUCGUCCCUGCAGCAGCCUCUUCCUUAGAGCAAGAGUCACCACCCACCCGCCCACCCGCCGCCCCGUGCUCAAGCCGGAUUCACCAGAUGUUAAUAAUGUGCUUAUUUUCGCUAAGUGCUGUUUUGGCACUGGUGUUAAUUGCAAUUUAUAUUCUGCAGCAUUUGAUGCUGGGAAGGCGCCCACCCCUAAUGGUCCCUAGCUGGCAGCAGGGGCUGUGGCGCAGUGGAGACCGUAUGCUGCCAGCUGAGGGGGACGCAGCUUGCGCCUGGUCAGCAGGAGCACUACGUGUGCCUGUGUGCCUGCAUGCAUGGGUGUUUGUGUGUGUGUGUGCAUGCUGUGUACAUACAGUCCCACGUGGAUGUGCAUAGGUGAAAGUGUGCGUGUAGGCUGUGAAUGUACAAUUGUGUGUGCGUGUGUGAGGGAUUGUGCAUGCGUGCUGUGUGUGUGCACAUUACGUGCUCGUGAGUACGUGUGAGGACACUGCACAUGAGGUGUGUGCACCUCCAUCCACUCGCAUGUGAGUGUCAGUCGUGUGAAUAUGUAUAGGUGUUCGUGUGUGCACAUGCUUGUGUGUGUGUGUGUGUGAGUACCCCGUGCACGUAUGGGGUUGUGUAAU